CCCUCCACAUACACAUUCCCUCCCUUCUCCUCCUCUCGCAAUUCUCUCCACCACGGUCUCGCCGUGCCGCCACAGCCUCCAGCAAGAGCCUAUGAGAGAUAGCGACGGCGAAGGGGCCGGCGGCGGAGUCCCGCGCUCGCACCCCUCCAACAUCCCUCUGCCGAUGUCGCACUCCGACCCCAACUACUCGGGCACGGACGACGAAUGCUCCAACAGGCAGAGCAGCUCGUCGGCGACGGGCGGCGGGUUCUACAAUGACUACCCGUCCAGCUUCAGCGGCGAGUGCUCGCCGUACAACAUGUCCCCCUGGAACCAGACCAUGGCGUCCCCCUGGUCCCACCACAGCGAGGCGUCCAUGGCCGCGCCCGCGAUGGCGCCCGGCACCAGCCUCAUCAGCUCGCUCGUCAGGGAGGAAGGCCACAUCUACUCUCUCGCCGCCAAGGGCGACGCGCUGUACACCGGCUCCGACAGCAAGAACAUCCGCGUCUGGCGCAAGCAGAAGGACUCCGGCGGCUUCAAGUCGUCCAGCGGCCUCGUGAAGGCCAUCGUCAUCUCCGGCGAGCGCAUCUUCACGGGCCACCAGGACGGCAAGAUCCGGGUGUGGAAGGUGUCGCCCAAGAACGGCCUGCACAAGCGCGUGGGCAGCCUGCCGCGGCUGCGCGACUUCCUGCGCGGCUCUCUCAACCCGUCCAACUACGUCGAGGUGCGCAAGAACCGCUCGGCGCUCUGGAUCCGGCACAGCGACGCCGUGUCGUGCCUGAGCCCCACGGACGCCGGGCAGGGGCUGCUCUACUCCGGCUCCUGGGACCGCACCUUCAAGGUGUGGCGCAUCAGCGACUCCAAGUGCCUCGAGUCCGUGGUGGCGCACGACGACAACGUCAACGCCAUCGUGGCGGCGUACGACGGGCUGGUGUUCACCGGCUCCGCGGACGGCACGGUCAAGGUGUGGAAGCGGGAGGUGCAGGGGAAGGGGACCAAGCACUCGCCCGUGCAGACGCUGCUGAAGCAGGAGCACGCCGUGAACGCGCUCGCCGUGAGCGCCGUGGCGCCGGUGCUCUACUGCGGCUCCUCCGACGGGCUCGUCAACUGCUGGGAGGGCGACAGCAAGCUCGUCCACGGGGGCGUGCUUCGCGGGCACAAGAAGGCCGUCUUCUGCCUCGCCGCGGCGGGAGCGCUCCUCUUCAGCGGCUCCGCCGACAACACCAUCAUGGUCUGGCGGCGCGACGCCGGCGUGCACUCCUGCCUCUCGGUGCUCUCCGGCCACACCGAGCCCAUCAGGUGCCUCGCCGUCGUGGAGUACAACAAGGAGAACGUCGCGGCCGCCGCCGCAGAGACCGGAGACAACAGCGGCGUGGGACGGUGGAUCGUCUACAGCGGCAGCCUCGACAAGUCGAUCAAGGUGUGGCGCGUGACCGACGAGCCGGCGGACACGCUGCUCGGGGGCUCCGUCGGCGAGGGGUCGCAGAUGUUCGACCGGUACCCGGGCGACCCGUUCGGGGCAAGCAGCUCGACAUCGUUCCGCUAAGGUCGUCGACACGUACGCGCCAACGGAACGCACAAGUUUUGAACAUCUUGACGGAUUAACCAAAGGAGUUUCUGGAUUUUGUUCAUAUAUAUACUGUUGAAGACGAUCGGUGAGAAUUGAACGGCACGAAAACAUCAUGCCCGGGCAUAUAUAUACAUCUGGAGUUGUGAUAUAGUGAUGGAUCUAGGUAAGUUUGCUGCCUUUCAGAGCAUCAGGGCCAAGGGACAUUUUGGCGCAUGCUUAUAUAUUUGUUGUGUAAUAGUUGAACUUAACUUGAUUUUAUGUUCUAUAUGGGAAAAUCAAUAAAUGACCAAUUAAUUAAAUUCUAA
This is a messenger RNA of Triticum aestivum (bread wheat), 1854 nucleotides long. Its product is annotated as protein JINGUBANG-like. The coding region runs from base 92 to 1525 and encodes 477 amino acids. Gene Ontology annotation, molecular function: protein binding. The record is from RefSeq and is a predicted model, not a curated record. Lineage: Eukaryota; Viridiplantae; Streptophyta; Magnoliopsida; Poales; Poaceae. The transcript has a single exon.